AACACAGCACAGUGUUACCCAGGAUGAGCCUUUGGGGGAUCUACGGUAUUCACAGUUAUUGCUGAGGUUAAUAUGAGGUCGCCUCGCAGAGGCAUGGGAGGGACCUCGGAUCGUGCCUUGUCAUCAAAGCCCUCUAAAGAAGAAUGGCUGCCAGACACACUCAUAGUGAGGAUGACCUUUCCUGUCCAAUUUGUGGACAUAUUCUUAGUCAGCCUGUGGUGCUCACUUGCAGACACAGAUUCUGUAAAGCCUGUUUAAAAGACAGCUGGGAGACACAAGGCAGUGGGGAUUCACACUACUGUCCUUUAUGCUGGUGCCAAUACUCCAUGGAUCAAAUAGUUGUGAGCCGUACGCUGGAGAGGUCCUGUGAAUCCUUCAAGCUGGAUAGAAGCAAGAAUGACCCAGGGGCUUGUAAGGAGCAUGGAGAAAAGCUUACAUUGUUCUGUUUGGAGGACUUGGAGCCCAUCUGUGGUUUGUGUGGGAAGGCAGCUACACACUUUGGGCACAGGCUCUACCCCAUUGGGGAAGGUGCUCAUGACUGUAAGGAGGAACUAAAGAAUGCGUUGCUGCCAUUGAAAGAGAAGUUGCACCUAUACAAGAAGGCAAAAACGGUCUGUGAGGAAAUGGCAGAACAUGUCAAGAACCAAGUUGAACAUACUGAAACACAGAUCAAAGAGGACUUUAAAUCCCUGCACUGUUUCCUGAAAGAGCAGGAGGCUGCCAGACUUUCUGCCUUAAAGGCUGAGAAGGAUCAGAAAAAUCUGACAAUUAAUCAGCAAAUUGAGGACAUGAGCAACGAAAUGACAUCUCUCUCCAACACCAUCAGAUUAGUGGAACAGGAGAUGACCUCCCCAGAUGUCCAAUUUCUUAAGAAUUACAAAGAAACAAUAAAGAGAACCUGGAGAAAUACCCUUGAUCCAGAAUUGAUUUCUGAUGUUCUAAUUGAUGUGGCCAAGCACCUGGGCUCUCUGAAAUAUAAAGUGUGGGAAAAGAUGAAGAGGAUAGUUAAAUAUAAUCCUGUAGUUCUAGAUCCCAACACAGCAGCCAGCUGCUUCAUCCUCUCAGAAGAUCUCACAGUGGUGCAGAACUCAACCCAGAUUUUCAAACUGCCGGACAACCCAGAGCGCUUUGACAUCAGUGCUGAGAUGCUGGCCGCAGAGGGCUAUACCACUGGACGCCACAGCUGGGACGUAGAGGUGAAAGACAACACCUACUGGGUGGUAGGAGUAGCCAGUGAGUCCAUCAACAGGAAGGGCAAACACGUGCUGACACCAGCAGAGGGAUUCUGGUCUAUAAGGUUUCGCAAUGGAGAACAUAAGGCCUGCACAGCACCAUGGGAGCCAUUGAACAUGACAAAGCACCCAGAUGUGAUCAGAAUAGUUUUAGACAUGGACCGAGCCAAGGUGACCUUUUAUGACCCUAGAGAGAGAACACCCCUCUACACCUUCACAGAUGUCAUCACACCCAGAGCUUUUCCCUACUUUUGCACUGCCUGCAAAGAGCAUCCUCUGAAAAUCCUACCCAACAGGAUAAUCUUGUCAACAGACAACUAAUUCACGUUGUAGGCAUAUUACCAAAAACUCCAAUGAAAGACAUAUAGGACUGCUAAAGCUUGAAAUGGUUUGUUAAUUUUCUGUUUUGCAAGAGAUGAUUGUGGGGAACGACAUUUCCAAGAAACCAAAUGUAUAACGUACUUCUAAAGUUUUCUUUUUAAUGAAUGACAUGAAACAAAGAAAUGGUUUUAAAUAUUUAAUUGCAGUUACAACAAAAAUGUAGUCUGGGAAAUCUGUAAUUGUAAAUAACUUCAUCAUCUUGAACACACACACACACACACAUUAUGUGUAUGUAUUACUACACAGAUAAGAUUUGUUACAUUAAGUGACAGUCACUAUGUGUGACUCAGUUUUGCAUGACACAAAAUCACUACUGUGAUUUCCAAGAAAAGCAUAAAAAAA
This is a messenger RNA of Larimichthys crocea (large yellow croaker), 1955 nucleotides long. RefSeq names its product tripartite motif containing 35-13 (gene trim35-13). The transcript has 6 exons. NCBI's taxonomy places the organism in Eukaryota, Metazoa, Chordata, Actinopteri, Sciaenidae. Bases 144 to 1553 code for a protein of 469 amino acids. Gene Ontology annotation, molecular function: protein binding; zinc ion binding. The record is from RefSeq and is a predicted model, not a curated record.